AUGGAAAACGCGCGGGAGAUCAGCUACUGCGAGGUGGCUUCGCAUGCGCGCUUCAGAAGGGGAUCGGCCGGGGGAACGGCGGGGGGAGCGGUGGGGGGAACGGUGGGGGUAGCAGCGCCGAAUUUCAGCGCAGCUGUGGGGGUUAAGACGCACACGCUCAUGCCAAACACGCACACCCGCCCAGACACAUUAUGGAUCGGCGCGCUUCAGAGGGGGAGCGGCGAGGGGGAGCGGUGGGGGGAGCGGCGAGGGGGGGCGGUGGGGGGAGCGGUGGGUGUAACGGUGGGGGUAGCAGCGCCGGAUCUUAACGGAGCGGUGGGGGUUAAGACGCACACGCUCAUGCCAAACAUGCACACCCCCCCAGACACAUUAUGCACACACGUUGCAUACACGCUCAUACCACACUCUCACACGCAUGCGUGCCCCUUCUUCACACCCUUGGGUACUGGUAACUCUUCUCCACCCUUCUCACCUCCUCAUGCGAACCAUUCCCUCACUUGCCAUUACCUCACUUGCCCUCCCCCCGCUCCCCUUCCCUCACUCCCCUUGCCCAAAUCUCCUUCUCUCACUCCCCUUCCCUCAUUCUCGUUCACUCCACUUAAUUCGUGCUCCUUCAACCGUUCCCCUUCCUUGAUUCUCCUUCUCUCACUCCCCAUCCCUCAUCUCUCCUUCCAUCCCUCUCUCUCCUUCCGUCACUUCCCUUCCCUCAUCCUCCUACUCUCAUUCCCCUUCAAUCAUUCCCCUGCUCUCACUCCCCUUCCCUCGUUUCCCCCAACCGAGGAGUCACCUUUUAUACCUGCCCACACCUCCUAA
Molecule: messenger RNA, 813 nt
Organism: Closterium sp. Naga37s-1
Lineage: Eukaryota; Viridiplantae; Streptophyta; Zygnematophyceae; Desmidiales; Closteriaceae
Source: the annotation of a GenBank genome assembly